Messenger RNA from Stegastes partitus (bicolor damselfish), 787 nucleotides. RefSeq names its product splicing factor 3b, subunit 5 (gene sf3b5). Gene Ontology annotation, cellular component: precatalytic spliceosome; U2 snRNP. The transcript is spliced from 2 exons. The record is from RefSeq and is a predicted model, not a curated record. NCBI's taxonomy places the organism in Eukaryota, Metazoa, Chordata, Actinopteri, Pomacentridae. Gene Ontology annotation, biological process: mRNA splicing, via spliceosome. Bases 135 to 395 code for a protein of 86 amino acids.
AGAACCCACCGGAAGUGAUCGUUCGUUCGUGUUGUGUCGAAGUGUGUGAGCGGUCCUCUACUUUACUUCACAGCUUCUGCCUUCUCUCUUGAACUCAUUACAUUUUAACUUACAGAACUCCCAUCUCGGCCAGAAUGACGGACCGAUACAACAUCCACAGUCAGCUGGAGCAUCUUCAGUCCAAGUACAUCGGCACAGGACACGCUGACACCAGCAAAUGGGAAUGGCUGGUCAACCAGCACCGUGACUCUUACUGCUCCUACAUGGGACACUUCGACCUGCUCAACUACUUCUCCGUCUCUGAAAACGAGAGCAAAGCGCGUGUCCGCUUCAACCUGAUGGAGAAGAUGCUUCAGCCAUGCGGACCACCGGCAGACAAACCAGAUGAUGCCUGAUGAUGAACAGGAGGGAUGUUUUUUUGUUUUUCUUCUUGGAUAUUUUCUGCUAAAAAUUCCUGACCAUACAAUUCAAACUGCUCCUACAUUCUUCCAUGAUUCAGCCAACUAUGACUGUUUUGUCCACUUAAACAACAGAAGAUUCCUGGAAGCAGAUCUUUUUUGCUUGCCUGUGGACCAGUGAAACACACUUUGUUGCCGAGUACAGCUUCUGGAAAAGUUCCCUACAACAAGGAGGGAACGAAGGACUUCAAGAUCUAAACAUUCACUCAGAAAAACAGUAGAAAACAUGUACAAAGUGGUGCACUGUCCCGUUUGUAUUAACUGAUGGAGAUGUAUUCUUGAUUGAAAGUUCGACUUUGAUUUAAUUAAAACGUCUUUUUCUAUUUGGA